UGUGCACGUGUGUUCCCGCCUCUAUAGUCCUGAUUGGUAUUUUUUCCUGAGGGGAGCGGUUUUGCAGCUGAGCGGAAGCUGUUCAGUCCUUUCUGCUGGAAACCGCCAUCAUGGUGUUCAGACGCUACGUCCAGAUUGGCCGUGUUGCUUAUGUGUCCUUUGGCCCUCAUGAAGGCAAACUGGUGGCGAUAGUUGAUGUCAUCGACCAAAACAGGGCCCUUGUUGAUGGUCCUUGUUCCGGUGUAAGAAGACAGGCCAUGCCUUUUAAAUGCAUGCAGCUAACAGACUUCGUAAUCAAAUUUCCUCACAGUGCUCGUCAGAAGUAUGUUCGUCGUGCCUGGGAGAAAGACAAUAUUAAUGAAAAAUGGGCAGCCUCAAACUGGGCAAAGAAAAUUGAAGCCAGGCAAAGGAAAGCCAAGAUGACAGAUUUCGAUCGUUUUAAGGUUAUGAAGGCAAAGAAAAUGAGAAAUAAGAUCAUCAAGCAUGAAAUGAAGAGACUUCAAAAGGAAGCUACCAAGAAAGCAUAAGCUUUUUAUGAGGACUUUCAUUAAAAUCUGUUUAAAUAA
This is a messenger RNA of Bombina bombina (fire-bellied toad), 566 nucleotides long. RefSeq names its product ribosomal protein L14 (gene RPL14). Gene Ontology annotation, cellular component: ribosome; cytosolic large ribosomal subunit. The record is from RefSeq and is a predicted model, not a curated record. Gene Ontology annotation, biological process: translation; ribosomal large subunit biogenesis. The transcript has 6 exons. Gene Ontology annotation, molecular function: structural constituent of ribosome; RNA binding. Bases 111 to 527 code for a protein of 138 amino acids. Lineage: Eukaryota; Metazoa; Chordata; Amphibia; Anura; Bombinatoridae.